Tricharina praecox is the source of this 2011-nucleotide messenger RNA. RefSeq lists its product as uncharacterized. The coding region runs from base 187 to 1839 and encodes 550 amino acids. The transcript is spliced from 7 exons. The record is from RefSeq and is a predicted model, not a curated record. Gene Ontology annotation, molecular function: G protein-coupled receptor activity. NCBI's taxonomy places the organism in Eukaryota, Fungi, Ascomycota, Pezizomycetes, Pezizales, Pyronemataceae. Gene Ontology annotation, cellular component: membrane. Gene Ontology annotation, biological process: cell surface receptor signaling pathway; G protein-coupled receptor signaling pathway.
UCGGUAAACUCGCAUUCAGUAUCAUACAUACACAUACACAAUACACAUACAUACAACCAGAUUUAGCCAGCUCAAGUGUUGGGAAACACCCUCGGAUUUGAUUUGCAAACCGUCGACCGGGCUGCUCGAGGCUACCUUGCUAUCUGGGGCCUUUCUCCCCACGUUUGACCAUCACAACCGCGCAAGAUGACUUCGUCCGCAAACUACACAUGUCCGGAACCUUUUCUACCGCUAUACCAGUUCCCGAAACUCAGAGGAGAUAUCAAUGCUCGGUUUUGUACACCGCUUCCCAUCAAAGGAUUUCCAGAAUGCUGUCUGCCAUGUCCAAAGCAAAACUAUUUCUACCCGGACCGAUUCCAAAAGAUGAUCCACUCGACAACUUAUAUCAACCUCGUCAGCGUCGUCUGUUGCUGCUUCCUCCUAAUUAGCUUUGGCGUGCUUCCGAUAGAAGCGACACGCCGCCACUACCUGAGUGUUUGCUUGACCGUGGCGGUUUUGUUGAUGCAGCUGUCCUUUGUGGUACCUCUGGGAAACCAAAUGAACCAAUGCUACGACCUGAUCACGCCCCACGACAUGCACUCAAGCGUCAACUGUGCGCUCUCGGGUGCAUUGCUGUUGGGUGGAGGCAUGUGUGCAGUGAUGUGGGUCUUUCUGCGAACCCUUUCGCUUCACCUUCAGAUUUGCUGGCAGGUUGUACCUGGCAACAAGUUCUUUGUGGGUGCCCAGUUGGCCGGAUGGUCGAUCCCGGCGGUGUUUCUGGCAGCCGCCAUGUCCGUGACCGGUGUCUCUUUCCGCUUCGGUGAAUCUUGCCACAUCAACUCGAAGAAUGGCAUCCAGACAUUCUGGGGCCCGAUGCUUGCGAUGGCGGCAGCUUCCAUCGUCACGCAAUCCAUAACGUUCGGAUAUGUCACUCAGGUCUAUCUGCGCUCCCUGUUCGAGGAGAAGCCAUCGAACACUCAGGCCUCCAGCGGUUCCAACAACCCGUACAGCACCAGCCUCAGGACCGUCACCGCGUUCCAGGCUUUCCGACGCAUCCGAAGAGUGCUUGCGCUUCAGUGGCGAGGAAUCUUUGUCGUUAUCAUCAUUUUGGCGGACGUCAUCUAUUUUUCGACCGUCUUCCUGCAGUUCGAUGGGACCACGCAGAGGAACGAGACGAACCAGAGCCAUGCCCUGGAUUGGCUCCUGUGCAUGCUGAUCAACGAUGGCGAUAAGAACCAAUGUCACAAGCAGGCGAGCAAAUUGGUGGUGUCCGAAGGGACAGCGUUCUCCGUGCUGUUUCUGCUCUCGUUCAACGGCAUUUGGGCGCUCAUCUUGCUCGGACGACCCAGCAUCUAUCCCGCCUGGUUCGCCAUGAUCAAGCAAUGCUUCGUGCCCCUGAAAUCGCCCGACGAGUUUGUGUCAUACAACGCUCGACGGAUCUCGGAGCCCACAAACUCGUCGUACGAGAUGCUGGAGAGCAAGACGCGACACACGGCGUCCACCGCCGACCUCAACCUGAUGAAGCCCGAGCCUUCCAUCGUGCGGACAGACCUCACCAGCUCGCUGCGCGAAUACAACCCGUCCACCUUCUCAGCGCACAUGCGAGGACGGCCGACGCCGAGCAUCACCACCGCGUCGGCGGUCCCCUAUCCCACCUACCACGAUCUCGAGUCCGGUGGGAGUCGGAGUCCCCCGCCGCCCCCAUUCUCGCCGUUCCACGAUCUACCGAAUUACGACAACAGUCCAGAUUCUCGGAAUCCGCCAUCGUUCUCUCCGUACGCGGACAAUACACCCAACCGAACACCCGUUAGCGGAGGUCCGAAAUUCCCGGAGGGAGCCCGAAUUGGCUUUGCGAAAUAGACGCAUCGAGACCUCGACGCCUCUUUUUUUCUUUUUCUUUGCUUUUUCUGUCUUUCUUUGCUUUUUCUGUCUUUCUUUGCGUUUUCUUUUUUUUGGUUGUUCCCUUUUUCCGCUUUUUAUCCGUCCUUGUUCAUAUUGGCGACUUCACCUCUUUGGGCCUUUUAGCGGGUUA